AUGGGUUCGGAACUUGGAAUCACCGCUAGUACAGCGGAGCUUAUCGAUCUCUCACCUGUGAGUAUCUGGUGGGCUACUUGGGCAUGCGUCUGGACUCUCACCGUCGUGUCCGGUGCGACCUUCCUGAUUAUUAAUCGCAAUGCACCAACUCUCCGUAUCCGUGGCCUCGGUCUAUCACUUUCUGCUAUCGGUCUCCUUCAUUUAUACUGGGCAGUCUGUCAAUUCGGAACUAUGAUCGGUGCGAUCCUGCCCGGAGACGCACAGUACUGGAUCAUGGGAACUUUUCUUCCUCUAGGUCUCUCACUGUUCCAUGCAUCAAACGCUCGUUUCCUUCACGUGGCAAAGCUCCAGAAGAAAUAUGCCCAAUACGGACAUCAUCUCUUCGAAAUCAAGCCUGAGGGUUCCCCCAAAGGCCUAAUCAACCAUUUUCGCGCUCUUAGAUACAAUACCAAGGUCUUUAUCAUUGUUGGUAUUGGCAUGUUCAUUCAACUCUUCCUCACCAUCCUUAUGUGGAUCAUUUCUCGCAAAUUCCACAGCUCUUGGGGUAUUCCCGGUACCGAGGUUCAUGGUUCAGCCAUGGCACAAAAGACCGCCCAGGGUAGUGGAUGGGAGUGGUGGCCUGGCGUCGCCUACCAGUUGCUUUGGGCUUGGGUUAUCGCCCCGAUUGUUCUCUGGAAGUCUCGCAAGAUCAAUGACACCCAGGGCUGGCGAACACAGACCAUUGGCUGUGCUCUUGCUAACCUCCAUGGAACACCGAUGUGGUUGAUUGGUCUCUACGUCCCGGCUAUGGCACCCGUCAAUGCUGUCUGGAUUCCUCCUCAGUGGAUCUGCUUGUCCAUCUGGUUCAUGGAGAUCUUCACCAUCUUCAUACCCUGCUACGAGGUUUUCCGAUCCCAGACUCUUCGCAAAGAGACUCUCGACUCCAUCGCUCGAUGGGAGCUCAAAGUCAAGUCCUCUGGCUCCGAAGAAAAGUCCUUGAACUCCGCGUCUACAAUGGUCGAAUCUUUCAUGUCUGGCUGGAAGUCCACCAACGACUCUAUUCAGUCCAAUGGCUCCCGCGACAGCAUCAUGACCAUGCACGCCCUCGAGCACGAGUUCUCUGCCCUCCGAGAGUUCUCCGGUGAGAACAUUGCGUUCCUCACCGGAGUAUCCGAGUGGAAGAACUCUCUUCCUGCGAUGAUGAAGGAUGGAUUCUCUGAUGAAUCCUCGAAGGGAGCUGUCCGCGAAUCCUUCAACCGCGCCCUGCACCUCUACGCCAAGUUCAUCAGCGUCCGCCACGCCGAGUUCCCCUUGAACAUCUCCUCGCAAGAUCUUGCCAGCCUUGAUCAUGUCUUCGAGAAGCCUACUCGCCUCCUCUAUGGUGACGAGCGCGAGACCAACCCCGUCAGCCCCUUUAACAAGUUCACUUUUGACCUCCCAUCACCCUCCCUUUCCGACUCAUCCGAGAAGGGACUGAAGGCAACCUCAACUGAGAUCAAGGAUCGGGUUCAGUACUGGGGCCAGAUUCCUGAGGAAUUCAGCGCAACUGUCUUUGAUGACGCCGAGAAGAGCAUCAAGUAUCUUGUGCUCACUAACACAUGGCCUAAGUUCAUCAAGGACCGUAGGACUUCAAUCGAGUCUUUCGAGACUUUGAAGCCUGGUAUGGAUGUCUAG
This is a messenger RNA of Penicillium longicatenatum, 1653 nucleotides long. RefSeq lists its product as uncharacterized. Bases 1 to 1653 code for a protein of 550 amino acids. The record is from RefSeq and is a predicted model, not a curated record. Lineage: Eukaryota; Fungi; Ascomycota; Eurotiomycetes; Eurotiales; Aspergillaceae. The transcript has 5 exons.